UUUAGCUUCCAUUGCACAAACGGAAAUAUCUGCAAGCUCUGCACUUUCAUUUAGCAAUUUGUUCUUCCUCGACCUUAAGAGAAAUAUGGGAGAAGGAGAAAUGAUAAAUAUGAGAGAAGGAGAAAUCCUAGAACAAACAAGAUCUUUGGCAGCUCCUUUUGUCUUCUUCAUCGUCUUCGUAUUUCAAUUUGCCACCAAACGUCUCCAAGAUUUGAAGAGGGGAGCAUCCAAAACUGAUAAGGAAAUGCAGCUUCGUGGGGAGAUUAAGCAGCUUCUGAAAGAGGCUGCCUCCUAUUCACAGCCAUCUACAUUUGCACAAGCAGCCAAGCUUAGGAGGAUGGCUGCUGCCAAGGAGAAGGAACUUGCAAAUUAUCAGGCACAUCUUACCCAAGAGGUGAAACAGUCAUAUGAUUUGUAUUUGAAAGUUUUGUUCGUCGCAAAGGUCUUUAUUCAUAUCGUGUUAGUCUUUUGGUUUUGGAGCUCUCCUGUUGCUUCUGUAUCUCAGCAUCUUUUGCAACCCUUUGGGAGAUUGUUGUCCUUGAAGAUUUGGGGUUCUUCAAGCAACUAUGUCCAGGUUGGAAUCAUACCCUGGUUGGUAUUGUGUUCUAGGGUUUGCAAGUUUGCUUGUCGAAUCGCCUGAGCAAUGCAAGUCAAGCAUGCUUUCGAUCGAUGCUUUCCAUGUUCGGAUUCAUGGACAUCUGCUUAAUUUUGAGAAAUUCAUGUAUUUUAUUUAUCGAUAAAAUAAAACUGAGCAAUUUUGUUUUGUU
Molecule: messenger RNA, 767 nt
Organism: Hibiscus syriacus
Lineage: Eukaryota; Viridiplantae; Streptophyta; Magnoliopsida; Malvales; Malvaceae
Exons: 8
Coding region: 86-640 (184 amino acids)
Biological process (GO): tail-anchored membrane protein insertion into ER membrane
Source: RefSeq, a predicted model, not a curated record